GACCUGGUCCACCACGAGCCCAAUGAAGAGGUCGUGCUUUUGAUCCGCUCCCUUGGGCUGUCGCCUGGUUCCUGAAUCCUGGUAUGUGUCUGGACUUUUUAUUAUAUUUAUUUUUCUUUCGAUUUUUCGACAGAAUUUCCCUCUUUUAUUUGGUGCCUUACACGGUAGUCUCCCUCCUUCCCCUACUUUUUUUUUUUUUUCCCUUUUUUCCAGCUAGUUGACGCCCCUCUCUGUCCGGCUUGACCCAUCUUUCGACUUUCUCCCAUCCAGCUUGGGGAUCCUCUUGAUUCAUCAUAUUUGUUCAUACUUCAUAUUCGGUUGAUUCGGCAGUCUUUAAAGUCUGCCCAUCUCAUUGAGAAUUGCCCAGAUCGUCGAGAUUGAACUUUAAAUUUCUGCGUUGUAUAUGUACUUGCUUCGUCCGUUCCUGCGACGUACAAGUUGACAUUCUCUAUUGAAACUGCUUGAACUGUUCAGCUGGCUCUAUUACAGUCAGAUCACAUAUCAGCUACACGAGUGCUCAAUUUCACACAAACUGUCGCCAGCAUAUAACAACGCGUGAAAAGGAGGCUAUUUGCUGAUCUCAGAUCGAACGCGAGCAAUCUGCAUCCAAUUCCUCUUUCUGAUCUUAAAUACAGAGGCACAAAGAGGGAAAGAGGAGACAAAAAAAAAAGAAAAAGCCACUGCAAUUCUUUCUCAAACCAUCCCACGAGGAUCUCCGUAUCUCCCUCUCCCAAGCUGGCCUCCUACGCAAGCCCACCGCUGUCCCCCAAACACUGGGCCGAUCUUGAUCCCCGCAGGCCCGUGUGGGAUAGCCUGAUGGAUGGAGAUCAACGCACCAAGCAGCAUGAGCGGUGGAUGGCACGGUCCAUCGAUGCCGCCAGCAGAGGCCGAGGCCGUGCAACCGAUCGCUUCUCACAAGCCAUGCAUACACGUGGAAACCCAACGGGGAUUUCACAGGCGCCAGACCGCGCUACCAUGUCCUACGAUUAUGGAUACACAGGCGACACUUUCCCUGGAGGUCCAUUGCAGCCAAACGACGUACAGGCCUUUGGGGCCGACUAUACGCGGCCGCGACAGGCGCCGCAUCCAUCCCUAGGACAUUCCUCGCAAGCCUCAGUGCAGGCGCUUCUCGCGCAGCAACAACAACAUCACUCCAACCCUGAAGCAGCGCAGCAACAAUCCCGACGGCGCGCAGCGCCCGAAACCACCCCAUUGGUUCCGUACGAGUCGGCCAUGCUGUACGGCUUCGGUCAACAGGGCUCAGCUCAUGGACCCUUUGACGUUGUCCCACAAUACUCGACACGGCAGUCUGCAGCGAUUGAAGCCCUGUCGAACCAGAUGGCCAUUCCACAAUAUUUCCCAGAGGAACCCACGGGGGCGGGGGUCCCCGGACUCUCACCAUAUCUGAAUACGCUGCCAUAUAAUCAACCGGGCCCCAUGGCACGAGCUAGCAAUGCACAUCCAUUUCCGACGACGAUGGCCGAUUUCACGUCCAUUGGGACCGGAUCGUCCGGUCAAGCUGUGGAACAGCAGCAGCAGCAGCAGCAGAUUGAUCCGUCCCAGCAGCCUGUUACCGACACUUCCAGUCUUGAUCAAGCGUAUGCUCAGUACCAGCGUGCUUUGCGCAGCACUUUUGAUCAGACGCGCGCCGGGCGAUUGGUAGAGGCGAGCGAAUCGCUGAUGGAAAUUUCCGAGUGGCUUGUCACCAACGCACGGGAUCUUGGAAUUCUGCGCGACGAGCAUCAGCUGUACCCGGAUCGCUUACAGCUCUGGAAUAACUUCAAUCUCUGCUGGCUAGCCGUCUGUCAAAAACAAAAAGAUUUGACCCAGGAUGUCGUAGCGACGGGUCGCCAAUCACCCCAGACCAGUCUAUUGAGCCGGGACCGAAUGGAGGCCAUGGGCAAGGACUUGAUCCAACUUUGCGACCAGCUGGAACAGCACGGAUUGGUCGAUUAUCAGAUGGGGAUUUGGGAAGAGGAGAUUCUUUCCGUCCUGGGCCAAUGCCUGGAUCUGAUGGAGAGCAGACCCGAGCUCCUCCACAUGCAGACCAUCCCCGAGCCGGCGACUGCAACACAACGACCAUGAACGAACCCACUAGACCCGAAUCAAGGGAAAAAAAGGGCCCCCAAAAGGCCAAGAGAAGAAUGAUACCUAAGGAGAAAACAAGAAAUCUCCCAACUCCCCCUCUUGAACCUGAUGCGCAAAAGCCCCCCCUCAUCGCGACCACAGCCCCGGUUCCCAGUUGGGGUUCCUGCUUAGGCUCCUCCCGAGAGACCGGGCCUCCUGCACCACCGGGAGCGACUGGGAAACAUUCCGCGCGAAUCGAUUCACAGUCAAGCGAACUCGCGACGGGGGUCACGGCUUAGUCUUACAGGGGGGGAGAUCACCCGGUGCUGUGGGUGCGGGGGCAUGAUGGGACGGUCAUCAGCCACGGUAGAGGCUAUUGUCUACUAGCGUCGCGCCAAUCGGGAUUCCCUGAUGUGAUAUUCGAGAUCGUCGGGAUGAGGGGGACGGACACUGGUCACCUUGAUUGCAUCUCUGGAGUCUGAACAAAAUUGGAAGAUUCGUAUUCUCCGCUUCUCCAAUCACGAUGGUCGUGAUCGGGAAAACUCAUAGAGGACUGGUAUGGAUUCAUCUCACUUUGCAAAUCGACGCGGAAUGAAUUAAGUGUCGUUAUAUCUCUCCCCCAACCCCCAGACCCCCGCCCUGAAUGGACACGUUGGAUGUAUUCAUCAAUUAAUCCCGUGUCGUUCCCGUGUCCCAGCCGCACUCGCUUGGAACUCUAGCUUAUCGCUAGUUGUGCCUUGGCUAUGGAACGUCACCCGGCUCGCGACUGGAGGACUAGUCGGGCUAAUUUGUUUAGCUUACGGAGGACUCUACACUUAGCCUAGUCUAGUUGUUCGUCUCUUUGCACUGAUGGUACCUCACGAGAGAUCGCAUCAUUUUAAAGUCUCACUCAAUAAAGCAAUACACACGAAAGGACCACGUCGUAUCGUACUUUUGCUCGAGUCUCUGCCAUAUCAUGAAUCGCCAAUUUAAGUGCUCACAAUAUUAACACCCUAGCACGGAGCACAGAAGAAAAUGACGAUAAAAAUUUAGGAAGGGGAAGUAUGGUACGGCGCAAGU
This is a messenger RNA of Penicillium brasilianum, 3126 nucleotides long. The record is from the annotation of a GenBank genome assembly. Lineage: Eukaryota; Fungi; Ascomycota; Eurotiomycetes; Eurotiales; Aspergillaceae.